AUCAACUAUCCAAAAAUAUAUAAAUAAACUGAGAAAGGAAACUUGUGUCUAUUUGCGGAAAAUGUGUUCUGGUAAAAUAAUAUAAAUUAUUUAUUUUUUAUUAUUAUUUCAGUUUAAAAAAAAUGUGUCAGUAAAUAACAAACAAAACUGCAGUUACGCAAUUUAAUAUUAUGAAAAUUAUUUCCAAACAUUUCGCUUAGCAUUUUAUAUCCAUAUUUAUACCUUACAUAGCUAGUUUAUCUUUCAAUCCCUCUCGUACUCGGCGAAGUGACGUCGAAAGGUCGAAUUCCUUCCAUCCUAACCUGCAAAGUCGUCCUAUAAACUUUCGCAAUGGUUCCUUAAAACCAUUAUUAGAAAUGCUACUACACGACGCUCGCGACUAAAGACCUCGCAUUUUACCUUACACAAGUUUUGGCUGGAGUUUUUAGAUUCGACCGGAAUAAGUGAAAUAUUUUACCGAAUUGUUAUUGCCUAAAUUUUUAUUAAACAUGGCUAGCAAAACCAGCAUAAAGAAGCAAUCACGUUUUGUGCACUUUUACUUGGUGGCAUAUAAUGCCUUACAAACUCUGGGCUGGAUCGUUAUAUUCUUUAAGCUUGUAAAUUUUUACCUCAGUCCCGGGACAAGAACACUAUACGAAUCUGUCAGAUGUGUUUUGAAUAUUUUCCAAAAUGCCGCCGUGCUGGAAGUUAUACACGCUGUUACGGGCAUCGUUAGAUCAGAUCCGGUGAUUACUGCAUUCCAGGUAGGAUCAAGAGUAGUUGUUGUAUGUGGAGUACUUAUGGCCACAUAUUCUCCUAGGGAUAGCAUAGGAUUACCGUUGGCGCUGUUGGCAUGGUCCGUAACAGAAAUCAUUAGAUACUCAAAUUAUUGUUUGAGUUUGCUGGAUUUAGUUCCUUACUUCCUUAAAUAUUUAAGGUAUACCUUGUUUAUAGUACUAUACCCAAUUGGUAUAACAGGUGAAUUAUUAUGCAUUUAUGCCGCCUCUAAAGAAGUUGGUGCAGGUCACUUGUACUCCUUGGAAAUGCCAAAUAAGUACAACUUUAUAUUCAAUUACCAGCAUCUACUGUGGUUUCUGAUGUUGCUGUAUAUUCCUCUGUUCCCUCAGUUAUAUCUUCACAUGUUUUCACAAAGGCGGAAAGUUUUGUUAAAGGCAAAAACAAACUAGGAAUGACAUCGAUUAGUUAAAUUUUUUCAAUUAGACUGAUUUCUGAUCUGGAACCAUUCAUUAUUACUACCUUCCAAAAGUACAUUAAGAAGAACUCCACAAAAUAACCUAUGCUUGGAUUUUUGUAUUAAUAAAUUUUUAUCCCACAUAAACUGG
Molecule: messenger RNA, 1322 nt
Organism: Cylas formicarius (sweet potato weevil)
Lineage: Eukaryota; Metazoa; Arthropoda; Insecta; Coleoptera; Brentidae
Gene: Hacd1
Product: very-long-chain (3R)-3-hydroxyacyl-CoA dehydratase hpo-8
Exons: 5
Coding region: 489-1166 (225 amino acids)
Biological process (GO): sphingolipid biosynthetic process; very long-chain fatty acid biosynthetic process; fatty acid elongation
Cellular component (GO): endoplasmic reticulum membrane
Molecular function (GO): 3-hydroxyacyl-CoA dehydratase activity
Source: RefSeq, a predicted model, not a curated record